Molecule: messenger RNA, 2797 nt
Organism: Pistacia vera
Lineage: Eukaryota; Viridiplantae; Streptophyta; Magnoliopsida; Sapindales; Anacardiaceae
Product: cryptochrome-1
Exons: 5
Coding region: 383-2434 (683 amino acids)
Biological process (GO): blue light signaling pathway; entrainment of circadian clock by photoperiod; circadian regulation of gene expression
Cellular component (GO): nucleus; cytoplasm
Molecular function (GO): FAD binding; DNA binding; blue light photoreceptor activity
Source: RefSeq, a predicted model, not a curated record
AUGGAAAAUAAAAAUUCAAGAAAAUAAAAGUUGUGGCUGCAAAUUGCCUAUCAAUUUGUUGCAUCCCCAAUCCAUUAACCAAUUCUAUUCACUCACUUCUCUCUCUAAGGGCUUGGCCUUCUGGUUGCACCUGAACCAUAAAGACUAAAAAUAAAUAAAUACAUUUAUUAAAUAAACAUAAGUAAAUGAUUAAGAAAGUGAGAAGUUAAAGAGAUUCUUGCUUAUGGUUGAAAAUCUCCUUCUUCCCAUUAAAAAACCAUAAAAUUAGUUACACAAGUUGCCUGGUUUUUUUGGUUCCAGGACAGAAAAAAGAAAGAAAUGGUAGAUAUCUAACGGGGAGAUAAUAAAGUUGGUGGUGAGUUGAGAUUUUUUAUUGGUGGAGAUGUCAGGUGGUGGUUGUAGUAUAGUUUGGUUUAGGAGAGAUCUAAGAGUUGAAGAUAAUCCAGCACUCGCAGCCGGUGUGAGGGCUGGUGCUGUUGUUGCAGUUUUUCUAUGGGCUCCUGAGGAAGAGGGUCCUUAUUAUCCAGGGAGGGUGUCUAGGUGGUGGCUCAAGCACAGUUUGGCUCAUCUUGAUUCUUCUUUGAGGAGCCUUGGUACUUGUCUCAUCACCAAGAGAUCCACUGACAGUGUUUCUUCUCUUCUUGAGGUUGUUAAAGCAACUGGUGCUACUCAGCUCUUCUUCAACCAUUUAUAUGACCCCUUGUCGCUGGUAAGGGAUCACCGUGCAAAGGAGCUCUUAACUGCACAAGGCAUAGCUGUGCGCACGUUUAAUGCGGAUCUGCUCUAUGAACCAUGGGAGAUAAAUGAUGCACAAGGCCGCCCUUUCAUGACAUUUGCUGCAUUCUGGGAGAGAUGCCUUAGUAUGCCUUACGACCCUGAUUCUCCACUUCUCCCACCUAAGAGGAUAAUUUCAGGUGAUAUAUGUAGGUGCCCUUCAGAUACAUUAGUGUUUGAAGAUGAAUCAGAGAAAGGGAGCAAUGCUCUUCUUGCACGAGCAUGGUCGCCUGGGUGGAGCAAUGCUGAUAAGGCUCUCACCACAUUUAUUAAUGGGCCUUUAAUUGAAUACUCUAAGAAUCGGAGAAAGGCUGAUAGUGCCACAACCUCACUUCUUUCACCGCACCUGCAUUUUGGGGAGGUGAGUGUGAGAAAAGUCUUCCAUCUUGUCCGCAUCAAGCAGGUUUCCUGGGCCAAUGAAGGGAACAAGGCUGGUGAUGAGAGUGUGAACUUGUUUCUCAAGUCAAUUGGUCUUCGGGAAUAUUCAAGAUAUAUGAGUUUUAACCAUCCUUACAGUCAUGAAAGGCCUCUCCUUGGGCACCUUAAGUUCUUUCCUUGGGUUGUUGAUGAAGGCUAUUUUAAGGCAUGGAGACAAGGUAGAACUGGCUAUCCACUGGUGGAUGCUGGCAUGAGAGAGUUGUGGGCCACUGGCUGGCUUCAUGAUCGGAUACGAGUUGUAGUUUCUAGUUUCUUUGUAAAGGUUCUUCAGCUUCCAUGGAGAUGGGGAAUGAAGUAUUUCUGGGAUACCCUUUUGGAUGCAGAUUUAGAGAGUGAUGCUCUUGGUUGGCAGUACAUAUCUGGCACUCUUCCUGAUGGCCGUGAAAUUGACCGGAUAGACAAUCCACAGUUUGAGGGUUACAAGUUUGACCCGAAUGGAGAAUAUGUACGAAGGUGGCUUCCUGAACUUGCUCGACUGCCAACUGAAUGGAUACACCACCCUUGGAAUGCACCGGAGUCUGUACUCCAAGCUGCUGGCAUUGAGCUUGGAUCCAAUUAUCCUCUCCCCAUUGUGAGUAUAGAUGCAGCAAAAGCUAGGUUGCAAGAAGCACUUACUGAUAUGUGGCAGCAAGAAGCAGCUUCAAGAGCUGCAAUUGAGAAUGGAACUGAGGAAGGUCUUGGAGACUCAUCUGAAGCUGCCCCAAUUGCAUUUCCUGAAGAUAUACAAAUGGAGGAAAACCAUGAACCUGCUAGGAAUAAUCCUCCUACCACAAUUCGGUGUUAUGAGGAUCAGAUGGUCCCAAGCAUGACUACUUCUUUGGUGAGAGUUGAAGAGGAAGAGUCUUCCUCAGAUCUUCGAAAUUCAGCAGAAAAUAGCAGAGCAGAAGUUCCAAGAAAUGUGAAUGUAAAUGUAAAUCAAGAACCUAGAAGAGAUACAUUGAAUCAAGGGGUUCUACCUACAGUUCGCAACAACCACCCUUUGCCACAAUUUAAUAUUACAGGAGGUCUGGGAAAUGCUGAAGACUCCACGGCUGAAUCUUCUAGUACCAGUAGAAGAGAGAGGGAUGGAGGGGUGGUUCCCGUUUGGUCUCCUUCAACUUCUAGUUACUCGGAGCAGUUAGUAGGUGAUGAAAAUGGCAUUGGAACAAGUUCGUCGUACUUGCAGAGGCAUCCACAGUCUCACCAAAUAAUGAAUUGCAGGCGGCUUUCUCAAACUGGGUAAAACAUUAUACAUGACUUGCACUGGAAUCUAGGAAGGUGGAGUAUGAAAUGAUGCCCAAUCCUGUGGGCCAAAGAGAUGAUAAAUCAGUAUCAUACAUUCAUCUUAUCUACCCACUUUUCUUCUCACUAAAUUGUUAGGCAGUUCCGUCCUGUGUGCAUGAAACUCCAAAUUAGUACAGGCAUCUGAUUUGCCAUCCUUUUCCUUCUUGUACCAUAUACGUAGCUCUGCUGUAUAGUAUUUAUUGUUCUCAUAAGGGAGAGAAGAGUCGUGGUAGGGAUGUGUAGUCCUCUAAUAAACCCAGGUUUGUGCUUUUUCAGUUAAUUAGGCUGGUAUUUUAAUGUAGUUUAUGAUUAUGCCAUCUUC